GUGGCGCGAGCAGGCGGGCGGAAGUCGCUGCGCGUGGGACGAUGCUGGGCCGGGCUGCGGCGCUGCGCAGGGGGUUGCAGGUGGCGGCGGGCGGGACGCGUGGGCCGGACAGCGGCCGGGGCUCUGCGCAGCCCGCCAGGCUGGACCCCGCGCUGCUGGGGCUGCUCGUGUGCCCGCUGUCCAAGCGCCCGCUCCGGUAUGAAGAAUCCACCAACGAGCUGAUCAACGAGGAGCUGGGCAUUGCCUACCCGGUGGUGGACGGCAUCCCUAACAUGAUACCGCAGGUGGCGAGGAAGAUAGAGGCCGAGCCCCCUCACCCCACUGGCGAGGAGUCAAAGCAAAGCUAG
Alligator mississippiensis (American alligator) is the source of this 347-nucleotide messenger RNA. RefSeq names its product PIGY upstream open reading frame (gene PYURF). Lineage: Eukaryota; Metazoa; Chordata; Crocodylia; Alligatoridae. Bases 42 to 347 code for a protein of 101 amino acids. The transcript has 2 exons. The record is from RefSeq and is a predicted model, not a curated record.